AUGGAUCCUUCCUUGUAUGAGGCGGCAAUGUGGGGUGAUACUGGUUUCUUUACAAGAACCGGGGGUAACGGCGAUGAAUUAAUUGAUCUCCUCCAUCAGAAAACACCUAAAGACAACAAUGUUCUUCAUAUUGCAGCCGAAUACAAGCAAAAUAAAUUCUUCGAAGAAAUCCCGCUUGAUAGUCAAUCACCGUUGUUUUGGGCCACCAACAAGAAAGGCGAAACUCCCCUGCUUAUUGCUGCCAGAGUAGGCUGCUCUGAAGUAGCUGAGUUCCUCAUUAAUCACGCCAAAACGCUGCACUUUCAAGAAGCUGAUCAGGAGAGCGGCCCAUCUGACGGUGAAGCUCAUAAAAAGUUACUCCGAAUGACUAAUUUUGACAAGGAUACGGCAUUGCAUGCUGCUGCUCGAUAUGGACACGAUGGAGUGGCAAACCUCCUAAUUGAAGCUGACCCUCAAUUGUGUUGUUUUACUAAUAGCGCAAAUGAGUCGCCCUUGUUCUUAGCUGUUUCCCAUGGCUUUCAACUCAUAGCUGGUUCUAUCCUAAAUUGUCCAGUAUCCCCUUCCUUUCAAGGGAUCAACGGCGUGACAGCUUUACAUGCAGCGGUUACUCACACAGACGAAGAAGCAAACGGCAUUGUGGCGCUUAUGGUAUCCAAAAAUCCUGAUAUAAUCAAAGAAGUUGACGCACUUGGGUGGACUCCCUUACACUAUGCAGCAUUUAAAGGGAACCUUGAAGCAGUUCGAGUGUUGAUGCAAUGUGAUAGCUCUGCUUGUUACAUCUUGGACAAAUCAGGAAUGUCGGCUCUCCAUGUCGCGGCCUAUGCAGGCCACCCAAAAAUAACGGAUGAUUUGAUUCGAUGUCGGCCUGAUACUUGUGAUUUGCUCAGUGCCAAAGGCCAAACGGUUCUUCACUCUGCAGUUUUGGGUGGACAAACAAAUGUAAUUAAGUACGUAUUGAAGACACCUAAGCUUGAAAGGCUUAUAAAUGAAGCGGAUGAAGAUGGAAACACUCCUUUGCAUUUGGCCGUCUUUCACAAAAAAUGGAAGAGUGCACAAAUUUUAAGUGGGGAUGACAGGGUGCAUAUGUCUGCUAUCAAUAAGGAGUUGUCAAAGGCUGUUGAUAUUGCUGUUGACAAUAUUGGAAAGAAGGUAAGAAACACUGACAAAUACAAUGAAUUUUAAAGAUACUAAUCAGUA
Messenger RNA from Pyrus x bretschneideri (Chinese white pear), 1197 nucleotides. Its product is annotated as ankyrin repeat-containing protein At5g02620-like. Lineage: Eukaryota; Viridiplantae; Streptophyta; Magnoliopsida; Rosales; Rosaceae. Gene Ontology annotation, molecular function: protein binding. The record is from RefSeq and is a predicted model, not a curated record. The coding region runs from base 1 to 1182 and encodes 393 amino acids. The transcript has 2 exons.